This is a messenger RNA of Pristis pectinata (smalltooth sawfish), 3282 nucleotides long. Its product is annotated as transcription factor IIIB 50 kDa subunit-like. Gene Ontology annotation, biological process: transcription initiation at RNA polymerase II promoter; transcription preinitiation complex assembly. The coding region runs from base 217 to 1473 and encodes 418 amino acids. Gene Ontology annotation, molecular function: RNA polymerase II general transcription initiation factor activity; TBP-class protein binding. Gene Ontology annotation, cellular component: nucleus; transcription preinitiation complex. The record is from RefSeq and is a predicted model, not a curated record. The transcript is spliced from 5 exons. Lineage: Eukaryota; Metazoa; Chordata; Chondrichthyes; Rhinopristiformes; Pristidae.
GGACCAGCUGCCACAAGAGGCCUGGUCAAAUGCUUCACACGAAGUCUGUCUGUGCACCGCGGACCCCGACCUGCGGGCUGGUCCCAGCAACGCCCCGGGCUGGGAGAUGCCCGUGAGCGGCGGCUGUUUGCUGCCCGGCAUCUGCCGGGCGGCAGGAGGAGGUGUGAGGGACACGCUGAAGGAAGUGAAGCGGUUCUCCAGACUCUUGGGUACAAGAUGCCUGGGCAGACCAAGUGCCCUGAGUGUGGAUCCAGUGCAGUGGAAGAAGACACACAUUACAGCCAGAACCACAUGGUGUGUACUGAAUGUGGUUUCCUAUUGACUGAGGGGUUGCUCACAACAACACGCUCUGAAGAGACUUUCCUCCAAGCUGUGAAGUACACCAAGAGCACAGCUGAAGAUAAAACGCCCUGUCGGAACAAGGUGCAAGGCGUGAAGCGAGUUCGUGACCUGUGCCAAAUUCUCCGUGUGCGCCCAGUUGUUGAGGACACAGCCACUGAGCUUUACGUCCGAGCCUAUGAUCAUCGUGACUUCCUGCACGUCACUCUGGAGAAGAAGGAGGCUUUGGUGGGCUGCUGUAUUCACACCUCUUGUCGGCAGCAUAACUGGCCCCUGACCAUGGGCACCCUGUGCUCCCUGCUCCACGUGGAAUCCACCCUCUUCUCAUCCGUCUACCUGCAGCUGGUGAAAGAACUGCAGCUGGAUGUUCCCACUCUCAGUCUGCAGGAUCUGGUGAAAACUCACUGCAAUGGGUUUAUCCUGUUUCAGAAUUCCGGGUUGAUCCCGCCCAGGUUUCAAGAAGAUAAAGACAAGGUGGUGGCUCGGGCUGUGCAGCUGGUGGAAUUGGCCAGUGAGACGUGGCUGGUGACUGGGAGACACCCUGUCCCCAUCAUCACAGCAGCAGCUUACCUGGCCUGGCAGUCCUUGCUUCCUGGGCAUCGCCUGAAGUGCAGCCUGGGGAGGUUCUGCAAGCUGGCAGGAAUUACGCUGCCACCACCCACCUCUCAGCGGCUGAAAGAGCUCACCAGUGUUUUAAUCAGACUAGCAUCACAGCUGCCAUGGCUGAGAGGUCAGCAAGUCGAUGCUAAAACUGUGGUGAAAUACACCAGUGAUAUUCUCCGCCAUCGCACCUUAUUACUGAGUCAGACGCUCGACUGCAUUUGGGCUGAGAGCACAAGUGCGCAGACGGAUCCACGUGAAGGGUGUGUGUCAGAAGCUGGUGAGAACAGCAGCCAGCCCCAGGACCAGCUGAGCCAGGCACCAGAGACGGGGUCAAGUCGGAAACGCACCGCCCCGGUUUUCCUCCCUCCAUGCCUCACACAAACAAAGAGGAGAAAUUUCAGCCUUGAAUUGGAGAGAAGCUGCAGUAAUCAAACCACUGGGGAGGAGGAGAUAUCAGACAGUGAAAUCGAGCAAUACUUAAGGACUCCCGAAGAAGUUGCAACAUUCCAAGCAGCAAGAGCCAUCCUCUGACUGGCACAUUUCCCCAGUGCUGCUGCUGUCUGUGACUGUCAGCCCUUCCUCUGUCCCUGCUUCGUCGCUAGAGCACUGGAAGCAGUGCUGGGAGGUACACACGUUGGUGAUAACUCCAUUGGAUUGAGAACAAUGUGAUCAUUCUGUUAGUACUUUGAUUUGUACUUGAUGAAUUGAAUGAGCUGGUGCAUGGAGCAUCUGUACCCCAGGAGCUGGUUCUGUUUGUGAGCCUCCCUCUCCUUUGAAAAUAACAAGAUCUCUGCUACCUCGAUCCUGGGACUCGCAUGCCCCAGCUGCACUCAAUGAACUUGAAUAACACCCUCAUGAUUUAAAGGUUCUUGGAAAAUCUGCACAACUGCAGGACUUUAGCCCAGAAAGAAAAAGAUAUUAGGCACAGGAGCUGUUUCCAUCGUUCUGUUGGAGAAUGGCUGAUCUGUACUUUGUCCAUCUUUGACAUGAAGCCAUAGUCAUAAUUGUUUCAGUUUACCCCAGCACUCCAGGCAAAGUAAGGUUGGUGUCUUAUAGAAGAAAUAUAUUUGAUUGAAUGAUUUGAUGGUAAUUGAUGUGUUGUUUUUGUAUGACUAUAGCAGCUGCUCUGUGCUGAAGCAAUUAUGGAUGUGCUCCAUGUGGUCUUGUGUCUGUACAAUUGUUCAUGGUCACAGAACUUGUGAUCGAUGCAUUUGUUUAUCUAAAUGUCAGCUUUACCAGCAUUUACUCCACAUCCUAACAGACUGAUAUUAAACCAGGCAGAUUAGAGGCCAUUGCUAUUGUGCUGCUUGUUUUCAUUUGGAGCUGAUGUUGAACUUACAGUGAUACUGAAGUAGAAACCGGAAAAUUCAUUGUCUUCAUGUUGUGUGAAUUGGUAAAUGUUGAAGAUGUGUGCUCAUUCACCUCAUGGAAAGAUAGGACCCUAAUUUAGUGUCUCUUACAAAGAAUGGUACUUGCCGGGUGUAGCACGCCACACUAGUGUUUUGGAAUAUGGACCUGGCUUGUAUGUACCACUCUGAAGUGGGACGGAAGAAUUCUCAAGUAAGAACAGGUAUUGGUCAAAAGUAAAUUUAAAAACUUGUAAACAGACAACAUUUUACCUCAGGAUUGUAAAAUGUUAGGAAAAGUAACCUGAGCAAAUGUGUGUGUUGAAGAAAAAAACUGAACUAGUCAGUUGAAUACUCCCAAAGGACAAAGCAGCACUUGUGGAAAAUGAAAAGCUAUGGAUGGCUUCAGAAAUGAGACCAUUGAAACCUUUUCACUCUUUUGGUUUGUGUCUGAUUUACAAGUCAAACCUUUGCUAUUACAAAGGGUGUGUCAUUCUCUGUCCACAGCAAUCCACUGUAAUAAAAUCCACAAACACUGAGUGUUAGGUAGUUCAAAUUAUGAACUUUCACUUUUAUCUCGGAAAGCCUCCCUUUUAUAAAUGGAGGACUGGCUGUACACCCUUAUUCUCAAAAGUCACAGCCUUCAGUUACACAACACAUGCAUUGGGGUCAUCCACCCAACUCCUGGACUCGUCAGCCAAGGGAAAUGACCAGCAGGCAUUUGAUAAAAUCCAUCAUUACAGACCACCUACAGUUUAGGAAACUACCUUCUGCAUUUCUGUGGGUUUGCCAAGAUGUCACUUUGCAAUUCAGUGAAUUAGACCUUGGCCAUGCAGACAUUUUGCAAGACCAAACCUCAGACCUCCAGCAGGUUAAGACCUUUUGUCUAUUCGAGAAUUUGUCUACUCAAGAUUUGUGGGAACCCCCAAAACAUGAGAUAAGUGGAGUGACGAACUUGAAACUGCACAGCAGCGAGAGACCCCAUGCUUAACAC